AUGGGUGACUGGAGCUUCUUGGGAAACAUAUUAGAGGAAGUAAAUGAACACUCAACGGUGAUUGGGAGGGUGUGGCUCACAGUGCUCUUCAUCUUCCGGAUCCUCAUCCUGGGCACAGCCGCUGAGUUUGUGUGGGGCGACGAGCAGUCGGAUUACGUGUGCAACACCCAGCAGCCUGGUUGCGAGAACGUGUGCUACGACGAGGCUUUCCCCAUCUCGCACAUCCGUCUGUGGGUUCUCCAGAUCAUCUUUGUGUCUACACCCUCGCUGGUGUACGUGGGCCACGCUGUGCACUAUGUCCACAUGGAGGAGAAGCGCAAGGAGCGCGAGGAGGCUGAGUUGAACCGCCAGCAGGAGCUGAGUGAGGAGAGGUUGCCGCUAGCGCCUGACCAGGGCAGUGUGCGCACCACCAAGGAGACCAGCACCAAGGGCAGCAAGAAGUUCAGGCUAGAGGGCACCCUGCUGAGGACCUACAUCUGCCACAUCAUCUUCAAGACGCUAUUCGAGGUGGGAUUCGUGGUGGGCCAGUACUUCCUGUACGGCUUCCGCAUCCUGCCGCUGUACCAGUGCAGCCGCUGGCCCUGCCCCAACACCGUGGACUGCUUCGUGUCGCGCCCCACCGAGAAGACUGUCUUCAUCAUCUUCAUGUUGGCCGUGGCAUGCGUCUCGCUCUUCCUCAACUUUGUGGAGAUCAGCCACCUGGGCCUGAAGAAGAUCCGCUUCGUGUUCCGCAAGCCGCCGCCCCAGACCCAGGGCGGUCAGGACGGCGAAGACCAGAGCCCCCCUGAGGAAAAGAGCCUGCACUCCAUGGCCGUGUCGUCCAUCCAGAAGGCCAAGGGCUACCGGCAGCUGGAGGAGGACAAGCACGCAUCGCACUUCUUCCCCUUAACAGAGGUGGGCAUGGAGGCAGGCAGGCUGCCCGUACCUUACCAGGUGGAAAGUGAGAAUGUCUCUAAAGUGUACGACGAGUCUUUGCCUUCCUACGUCCAGACCACUGGGGCAGAGGUGAGGGUCCUACCGGAAAGCGGCGAGGACGAGGGCCCCGCGGACCCCGACAUUGAGGCUACCGACACGAUAGCAGACACCAGACCACUCAGCAGUUUAAGCAAAGCCAGCAGCAGGGCAAGGUCAGAUGAUUUGACAGUAUGA
Molecule: messenger RNA, 1149 nt
Organism: Oncorhynchus masou masou (cherry salmon)
Lineage: Eukaryota; Metazoa; Chordata; Actinopteri; Salmoniformes; Salmonidae
Product: gap junction alpha-8 protein-like
Exons: 1
Coding region: 1-1149 (382 amino acids)
Biological process (GO): cell-cell signaling; gap junction-mediated intercellular transport
Cellular component (GO): connexin complex
Molecular function (GO): gap junction channel activity
Source: RefSeq, a predicted model, not a curated record